UAAUCCAGUGACAUUAUAUAUAUUAUUCUGCAAUGGGUCAUUCCGCAUGAUGAGUACUUUUACUUUUGGUACUUCAGAAGGUUAUAUUCUAUAUUUUGUUGUAUUUGAAAUAGCCUACUUUUACUAAAAUAAGAUUUUGAAUGCAAAACGUUUUACUUGCAGAGUAAUUUUAAAGUAUAUUAGUACUUUUACCUAAGUUAAAGACCUAAAUACUUUCUCCACCACUGAAAGUGCAUAAUUUUGUACAUAUUAUUAAUAGACAAUGAUUUUAAUAGGCCACAUUUUAUUUUGUAGGUCUGCGUUGCCUAGGCGACAGGAAGCCGCCCUUGCAGACGGACAGCGCACCAGCAUCUUCCACCAUCGGCACCGACAUAUCUCAUAUGAGGAUCGCCCUUCUUCUGUCCGCCGUCAAGGCUUAGCUUGGGAUAGGUGAGACACAGGCAACAGGCAGCGUCACUUUUCCACUCUCCCUUGCCAGUAAAAGCCUCUGAGUAGCUUCAUAGUAGCAGCAGGGUAAAGGAGUGCAGAGGGACGCUGAUCUGUGGAGGAAUGUUACUGUGCUUACAAUGACCAACUGUUGGACUGUUUGGGACUGUCAAGGCUCCUCGGUGACGGGAAGGCAGGGCUCUCUGUGGACGAUGAACCGCUACACCAUGCUGAAGCAGCUGGGGGACGGCACGUAUGGAAGUGUGGUCCUGGGCAAGAGCAAUGACACUGGGGAGCUGGUGGCCAUAAAGAGGAUGAAGAGGAAGUUUUAUUCUUGGGAUGAGUGCCUGAAUCUAAGAGAGGUGAAGUCACUAAAGAAGCUGAACCAUGCCAAUGUGGUGAAACUGAGAGAAGUCAUCAGAGAAAAUGACUAUCUCUAUUUUGUCUUUGAGUACAUGAAAGAAAACCUCUAUCAGCUCAUGAAAGAAAGAAACAAGUUGUUCCCUGAGUCAGUCGUCAGAAACAUUACAUUUCAGAUAUUACAGGGACUGUCCUUUAUUCAUAAACAUGGGUAUUUCCAUCGUGAUAUGAAACCAGAGAACUUGCUCUGCAUGGGCCCAGAGCUGGUUAAGAUCGCUGAUUUUGGACUUGCCAGAGAAAUACGCUCACAGCCACCGUACACUGAUUACGUGUCUACAAGAUGGUACCGAGCCCCAGAGGUUCUACUAAAAUCUAACUCCUACAGCUCACCCAUUGACAUCUGGGCUGUGGGAUGCAUCAUGGCGGAGCUUUACACACUCAGACCUCUAUUCCCCGGCAACAGCGAGGUGGACGAAAUCUUCAAGAUCUGUCAGGUGCUGGGAACCCUGAAGAAGUCAGACUGGCCUGAGGGCUUCAACCUGGCCACCUCGAUGAACUUCCGCUUCCCAAAGUGCGUCGCCACCAGCCUCAGAUCCCUGAUCCCUAACGCCAGCAACGAGGCGAUCACGCUGAUGAAAGACAUGCUGCAGUGGGAUCCUGAGAAAAGACCAAGUGCUGCUCAGGCUCUACGGUAUCCAUACUUCCAUGUCGGCCAAGCGCUCGGUGCUCCUCUGAAGUACUUGGAGCAGCACAAGGCUCAGACAAAGAUGUCCGAGGCAGCCGCAGAAACAAAGGCCCUGUCCCUCUGUAAGACGGACCCAGAGUUUGGUGAGCCAAGUAGGACACAGCCCUGUAGCCAAACUUCUCACCAGCCCCUUCAGCAGAUCCUUCUACCUCAGGACAACAUGGAGCCAAGCACAAAACAAGCAGUGUGUUCCAGCACGCUGACAGAGGGGCAACAGGAACCUCUCAGCCUGGUGAAAAACAGGCAACCGCCUACAAGAGCAGCACCCACAGGAGCAGAGAACAGCAUAUCUAGGGUGAGGACAGGACGUCGAAGAUGGGGCCAGACGUCUUUCAAAUCCGUCGACAGCUGGGACGAUAGUGAAGACACAGACGCUGGAGUCUCCAUCUCCAAAAAACCUACCAUCAGCUCUGUGAAGGACAGGGCACUGGGUGGGCCCAGCUGUCGAUUUCCAGAGUCAAAGAGCAACACAGGAGCAAAGGUGCCGAGCAGCAGCGGGCUGAACAGAGCUGACUCCACCUUGUCUGCCAAGCAGCACUACCUCCGCCAGUCCAGAUAUCUGCCUGGCAUAAAUCCUAAAAACAACUCAUCAGUAGGACGUCAGGCAGUCGGCAGAAACCUGUGGGGCAGCUCGUCUUUAACCAGAGGAAAGGUGCCGGAGUUUCCACUGAAUAAAGACAAUAGUCUUUCUAAACCACCAGAUAAACGGCCUCUGAAAGAAAAGACCCUGGAGGAUCUUGAUCUCCCCAAAGACUCCUUCAUGAGCAACUCCAACAACCCAAACAAGACACACACAUCAUCGUUUCAGAAGACUGAAACAGGAGCAGCUCGACAGAGGGUUACACUGGCACCAAUAGGAGGGACCUCUGCUGUUGAUCUGAGAGUUGAGUCUAAAAUCAAAUCAUCCAAGAGCAAGACCUCCUCAAAUAAACUGUCGCUCUCAAAUGAAGAAUACGAAGGGUGGAAGAGCAGAUCUCUGAAUCCUCACAUCAUGGGGCCCAGCGCUACAGGGAGGAACACGUUUCCAAGGAGCACAAACAUCCAACCAGUGCACGGACGGGUGGACUGGACUGCCAAAUACGGAGGCCACCAGUAGCACAGCAGUCUGCUCUGCUCCACCAGUGACUCAUGGGAAAAAGAUCCCACUGCA
Molecule: messenger RNA, 2681 nt
Organism: Epinephelus fuscoguttatus (brown-marbled grouper)
Lineage: Eukaryota; Metazoa; Chordata; Actinopteri; Perciformes; Serranidae
Product: serine/threonine-protein kinase MAK-like
Exons: 17
Coding region: 567-2627 (686 amino acids)
Biological process (GO): protein phosphorylation; intraciliary transport; cilium assembly
Cellular component (GO): cytoplasm; nucleus; cilium
Molecular function (GO): protein serine/threonine kinase activity; ATP binding
Source: RefSeq, a predicted model, not a curated record